Messenger RNA from Ichthyophthirius multifiliis, 283 nucleotides. RefSeq lists its product as hypothetical. Lineage: Eukaryota; Ciliophora; Oligohymenophorea; Hymenostomatida. The record is from RefSeq and is a predicted model, not a curated record. The transcript has 3 exons.
AUGUCUUCGUUUAUUCCACCACCCCCAAAUGCAGCUUGGUAAUAACCUUUUGAUUUAAACGAUGAAGAACUAUUGGAAUAAGAAGAGAUUGCACAUGAAGAAGAAUUAAAAGCAAUGUAUAUGCAUGAAGCAAACAAUAAUUUUGGAAUUGAAUGUAGAGAUGGAGAUUAUUAAGAAGAUGGUAAUAUAUAGAAAAAUAUUCAAAAUAUAUAUACAUAUAUAUAUUUUGUUAUAUUUAUAUAUUUACUUAAUAGAAGAAUUAGAAGAAGCAGAUGAAUAUGAA